AUGGGAAUUCUACCAGAUAUUAGAGUACAACAAGCACAUCCGUUUAUGAAUACUGGCGUAGAUUAUGCAGGACCAUUUAAAUUCAAAUGCUUCAAAGGAAGAGGACUCAAGACAUUCAAAGGUUAUGUAGCAGUUUUUGUUUGUUUAGCAACAAAAGCAAUUCAUCUGGAAGCAGUUGGGGAUUUGUCAUUGGAGACAUUUCUAGCAGCAUUAAAAAGAUUCUUCUCAAGGCGAGGAAAAUCAAAAAAUAUCUAUUCGGACAAUGGAAUAAACUUCGCUGGAGCAGCAAACAUUCUAGGAAGGGACAUAAAAGCAGCAGCAAAAUCCAACAAUAAACUUGCGCCAAUCUUGGCUUCUGAAGGCGUUCAAUGGCAUUUUAUUCCCCCGGCAGCCCCACGCUUCGGUGGAAUUUGGGUGGCCGGAGUAAAAUCGCUAAAAUAUCACUUAAAAUGA
Teleopsis dalmanni is the source of this 453-nucleotide messenger RNA. RefSeq lists its product as uncharacterized. Bases 1 to 453 code for a protein of 150 amino acids. The transcript has a single exon. Gene Ontology annotation, biological process: DNA integration. The record is from RefSeq and is a predicted model, not a curated record. Lineage: Eukaryota; Metazoa; Arthropoda; Insecta; Diptera; Diopsidae. Gene Ontology annotation, molecular function: nucleic acid binding.